AUGGCGUCGGCCUUCCCCUCCAGCGGCGACCUGGUACUGCUGUGCACGCCGGAGGGCCAGGUCUACACGGUGGGGCCGGGGCUCAGGCACCCGGAGCUGGUGGUGUGCGGGACCACGAGGCAGGCCGGCGCCAACCUCCGGGCCGCGGUUCUGCGGGUCAAGAGGAAGGGCGAUGAGUUCGGGUUUGAGUCGCUGGAAGCGCAUUACAGGCUCCUGAAGCCUGGAAGGACGCCGCCCUGGCGCCUCACGUUUGCGGCUGUCACCUGGGGCAAGUGGGAAAGAUGGGAGUUCGCCCAUUGGCAGGAGUUUCAAGCAUCACCAAUGCAAGCUGCUCUUUGUACUCUCAGAUCAGCCAUGUUGCCAGAGGUUGAGAUGGACCUUAUGUGCGUGCGCGUUCCUCCAUCCCUUGCACAUGGUGUCGGCACAUGGCAGUUGGAACCCACAACCGCUGAGAAUGCAAGCGCCGAUGUUGGCAGCCUGGACUUCCUACUGCAAUCUGUUCAUGAAAACAAUCGGCGACUCUUCGCGACUGACACACAAGCCACAGUCGUGCGUCCCUUGUCGCAACUGGCUAAGGCCGAUCUGGUGCUGGGCAUGCAACCCCAGCGGGCCACCAGAAUUGAGGAGAUCGACUUUGACUUGUGCCGCAUUGCCUUGAGGAUGGAGUGGUCAGAAUUCAGGGAUCGCAUCCUGCAGCGUCCACUUCGAAAGGCGUUUGAGGCGUGGAGGACUGCAAGCAAGGAGCACCACACAUCUGUUGAGGCUUUGCUGAAGAGGCACAGCCUCAAUCGAGCCUUCCAAGGCUGGAAGAAGAUGGUGCACAAAAGGACACGUCGGAGGGAGUGGCGAGAGAGGGACACACAUGAACAUUUUCUGCUGACAAAAGCAUUCCACAAGUGGCGCGAGGCCGCCCGGCGGCGGCACUUUCCCAAGCCAGCUAACACCUGGCAGGAAGGCUCUCCCAUAGCAGUGACAUCGAAGUAG
Ostreobium quekettii is the source of this 984-nucleotide messenger RNA. The record is from the annotation of a GenBank genome assembly. NCBI's taxonomy places the organism in Eukaryota, Viridiplantae, Chlorophyta, Ulvophyceae, Bryopsidales, Ostreobiaceae.